Daucus carota subsp. sativus is the source of this 1672-nucleotide messenger RNA. RefSeq lists its product as uncharacterized. The coding region runs from base 124 to 1509 and encodes 461 amino acids. The transcript has 13 exons. Gene Ontology annotation, molecular function: guanyl-nucleotide exchange factor activity; translation initiation factor activity. Gene Ontology annotation, biological process: biosynthetic process; cytoplasmic translational initiation. Gene Ontology annotation, cellular component: eukaryotic translation initiation factor 2B complex; guanyl-nucleotide exchange factor complex. NCBI's taxonomy places the organism in Eukaryota, Viridiplantae, Streptophyta, Magnoliopsida, Apiales, Apiaceae. The record is from RefSeq and is a predicted model, not a curated record.
UUGAAGCACCCCUAAACCUUAAUUUUAGUUUGCAGAAGAAACCUCCGUCAAUAGACACAAAACUCAAAACCCCAUUUGUGUGUAUAGAGAGAGAGAGAGAGAGACAGGGAUAUAGGAGGAAGGAUGGAUUUUCAAGUGGUGGUUUUGGCAGGGGGGACUUCAAAGGAAUUAGUCCCUCUUGUUUCCAAGGACCUUCCCAAACCCUUACUUCCCGUUGCUAAUAGGCCUGUACUCUCCUAUGUUCUUGACCUUUUGGAGCAAAGUAAUCUCAAAGAUCUCAUUGUUGUUGUUGAAGGUGAGGAUGCGGCUAUUCUUAUUGGAAAUUGGAUAUCAGGGGCUUAUGCUGAUCGCCUAAAUGUUGAGGUAGCUCAUGUGCAUGAAGAUGUCGGGUCUGCUGGAGCUCUACGAGCAGUUGCUAACCACUUAAGUGCAAAUGAUAUAUUGGUGAUUAGUGGUGAUCUUGUAUGUGAUAUUCCUCCUGGGGCAGUGGCAGCUGCUCAUAGACGACAUGAUGCAGUUGUGACAGCAACACUUUGCUCAUCUCCAAUCAGUGGGCCAACAGAAUCAAGUCCUGGAGGGAAGGACAAAGCUAAGAAACCAGGACGAUACAAUAUUAUAGGAUUGGACCCCUCAAAACAAUUUAUACUUCAUAUAGCAUCUGGUAUUGAAGUUGAGAAAGACAUUAGAAUUCAGAAGAGCAUCCUUCGGGCAGUGGGUCAGAUGGAAUUUCGUGCUGACUUGAUGGACGCUCAUCUAUACGCAUUUAAGAGGUCUGCUCUGCAACAAGUUCUUAAAGAAAAACCAAAUUUUCACAGCUUAAAGCAGGAUGUUCUGCCUUAUCUUGUCAGGAGCCAACUGAGGUCCGAAAUAUUGUUGAACAGUAGACAAGUAGAAGAAAAUGGGGGUGACAAGGAACCGAUCGGAAAUAACACAGUAAUGUUAUCUCAGCUUCUGCUUAAUUCGUCUACACAGAGUUUUCAUGAACUUUAUGCCAUGUCUCCUGGUGGGCCAACUUCUGUUCUAAAGAAAACUCACAAAUGCUGUGCUUAUAUUGCUAACAAAAGCAAAUAUUGUGCACGGGUGAACUCUUUUCAGGCUUUUUGUGACAUAAACAGAGAUGUAAUUGGAGAUGCCAGUCAUUUGUCAGGAUAUUCUUUUUCUGCUCAUAACAAUGUUAUUCAUCCAUCAGCUGUGCUUGGUUCAAAAACAACUGUUGGCCCACAAUGUAUGCUUGGAGAAGGUUCAGAGAUGGGUGACAAAUGUAGUGUUAAACGGUCUGUGAUUGGCCGUCAUUGCCGAAUAGGUUCCAAUGUGAAGGUUAUUAAUUCAAUAGUUAUGGAUCAUGUUACUAUCGGUGAUGGUUGCUCUAUCCAGGCAUCUGUUAUUUGCAGUAAUGUUCAACUCCAAGACCGAGUUGUGCUGAAGGACUGUCAGAUUGGAGCAGGUUUUGUGGUCACUGCUAGUAGCGAACACAAAGGGGAGUCCUUGUCGAAAAAAGAGAAACAGUGAUAUUUAUUUGUUUGGUGAAGUGUUUUGAGUAAGCUGCAUAUCUUUUUACAGGGAUGUAGAUAUAUUAUAUUUUAUACAUUUAUCAGGUAUGAUGUGUUUGAACUUUGAGGUAACAGUAUACUGAUUUUUGAAUAGAAGUUUCCUCCACUCAAGUUUUUAUGAA